Esox lucius (northern pike) is the source of this 864-nucleotide messenger RNA. RefSeq lists its product as uncharacterized. Bases 79 to 813 code for a protein of 244 amino acids. Lineage: Eukaryota; Metazoa; Chordata; Actinopteri; Esociformes; Esocidae. The record is from RefSeq and is a predicted model, not a curated record. The transcript is spliced from 6 exons.
ACAAUCGAUUACAGAUUUCCACUCACUGACAGUGGGUUGGGCUGCCCCUUCACUUCCCUCUGUAAAAGAAAAAUAAGGAUGUUCAUUGUUUGGUCAUACUGGUACAUUACCUACAUGGACACCAAGGGUUUUCAGAAAAAGCAGCAGGCUGGACAAUUAAAGGGAGGUCUAACAAUGUCCUCGAGAACAACAGGAAGUGUGUUGGUGGUUUUCCUCUGGUCUCUGACAGUGGUACUGGGUCAGGGUGACUGGGGUGUGACCUACUCCACUCAGAGUAUCUGUGCCUUGAAGGGGUCAACAGUGGAGCUGAGCUGCACCUACAAGUAUCCAAGUGGUUAUAAAGUCACAUCAACCUUCUGGUUCACUAGAAAAGAAGCUGAUGAGAAUUUUGUGAACUAUGACUACAGAGGUCGUGUGACGUACCGUAACAAUAAUAAUAACCACACCCUGAUAAUCACAGACCUGAGAGAGAGUGACUCAGCUCAGUACUGGGUCAGAUUUACACCAGAUCAGCCUGAAGGGAAAUUGAUUGGCCAACCUGGAGUCAAUCUGUCUGUCACAGGUCUUUGGGUUGAGGUGACUGGUGGAUAUAUGAAGACACUGACCUGUAAAACCAAGUGUCCUUUGACUGGUAACACCACCUACAUCUGGUACAAGAAUGGACAACAGAUAGAUGAAAGCUCCUCCACCCAGUACAAAGACCCAGUCUACAGUAACCAUGAAGACAGUUACUCCUGUUCUGUUAAAGGUCAUGAGGAUCUCCACUCUCCUACAGUGUUCCUAAACAGAGUGGUAGGUGGAGGGAUAUGUUGACCCCUGAGGACCUAACCACAGACCCAGGGUAUGCAGGUCGGGUGGAGUAUA